Pristis pectinata (smalltooth sawfish) is the source of this 1153-nucleotide messenger RNA. RefSeq names its product heat shock factor protein-like. Gene Ontology annotation, molecular function: sequence-specific DNA binding; DNA-binding transcription factor activity. NCBI's taxonomy places the organism in Eukaryota, Metazoa, Chordata, Chondrichthyes, Rhinopristiformes, Pristidae. Gene Ontology annotation, biological process: regulation of DNA-templated transcription. The record is from RefSeq and is a predicted model, not a curated record. The coding region runs from base 195 to 1127 and encodes 310 amino acids. The transcript is spliced from 9 exons.
GCUCCACCCAUAUGUCGAGCAUGUACUUCGCAACAAACGUAAUUAAAAACAGACGGGAGUCUACCCAUUUGAAAGUGCAUAAGUAUAGUAAUCUGACCUAUCUUGUCUGUGUGGGAAGCAACGCAUCGUAUUAUUAAAAGGAAGUGGCAGAAGAAGUGAAUUCUGAACUUACAAUCGCUUUUGGUGGGGGGGAAAUGAGACAAAAUUGCAGUGUGCCUGCAUUCUUGAACAAGUUAUGGACCUUGGUGGAAGACCCAGGGACGGAUGAUCUAAUCUCCUGGAGUCGAAAUGGCGCCUGUUUUCAAGUGUCCAAUGAAAGGCGCUUCGCUAAGGAGAUCCUUCCCAUGUACUUCAAGCACAAUAAUAUGGCAAGCUUUGUCAGACAACUCAACAUGUAUGGCUUUCACAAAGUGGUUCACAUAGGUGUAGGCCUACCCCGAGAGUUGGAUGAUGUAAUCGAGUUUCAACACCCACAUUUCAGACAAGGAGAGCCUCAGUUACUGGACAACAUUAAAAGGAAGGUUUCUGUAAGCCGAGUUGACGAUCUUAAACUGAAACAGCAAGAGGUGUUGAAAAUCCUGUCAGAGGUUCGUCAGAUGAAAGGAAAACAUGACUUGGCUGAUGGCAUGAUUCUGGCAAUUAAAAGGGAAAAUGAGGCAUUGUGGAAGGAGCUAUCAACCCUGAAACAGAAGCAGCUCCAGCAGCACAAAGUUAUUCGGAAGAUCAUCCACUUUAUUGCUACUAUGGUACAGUCAAACAGCAUGCCUGGAAUCAAGAGAAAAAUGCCCCUGAUGAUUGGUACUUCUGGAUUACCUCAUUCCUAUGCCAAGUAUAGUAGGCCCAUCACUAUGGAUUCCAGUCAGGAUGGCACAGCAGUACAUGGUAUUCCGAAAUGUGAAACCUGUGAGAAAAGCAGUGUUUAUCCUGGAGGCGUUAUCAUCUCUGAAAUCACACAUUUGAUUGGAAGUCCGGAUCAUUCUUCUGAAGAACAGCACAGUUUUGAGAGUGGAAAGCCAAGAACUGCUGAAACACUGUUCAGUACGGAUACAGACAACCUGGUUGCCACUUCCAGCACAGUGACUUCACCAUUUACAUCACAUGACCUGUAUGACACACUUCCUGGAUGAAAACUGUCAAAUGACCACAGAAGAGA